CAAGCCACUAAGGACCUUAAAGGUAAAAACAAGACCACCGUCAAGGAGUUCAUUCUCUUGGGGAUCACUGAUCGUCCAGACCUACAGAACCCUCUCUUUGUUGUGUUCCUUCUGAACUAUAUUAUCACUGUGAUGGGAAAUUUGGGGAUAAUUCUCUUAAUCAGGAUGGAUCCUCAUCUCCACACUCCCAUGUACUUCUUCCUCUGCCACCUGGCUUUUGUUGACCUUUGCUAUUCCUCUGUCAUUGCUCCUAAAAUGCUGACAAACUUUUUAGCAGCUAAAAAAACAAUUUCAUACAAUGCAUGUGCAGCACAGCUGGGCUGCUUCCUAACAUUUAUGAUCACAGAAUGUUUCCUCCUGGCAGUGAUGGCAUACGACCGCUAUGUAGCCAUCUGUAACCCACUGCUUUAUCAAACCAUCAUGUCUCAGAGAGUGUGUAUCCAAUUGGUAGCUGUCCCUUAUAUAUACAGCUUUGGCGUGGCUCUGUUCCACACCAUAGUGACAUUCCGUUUGUCCUUCUGCUCUGCAAACGUGAUCAAUCAUUUCUACUGUGAUGACCUCCCACUGUUAGCCCUUUCUUGCUCUGACACCAGCACCAAACAGAUCCUGAUCUAUGUGUUUGCUGGGUUUGACAUGAUAUGCUCACUUCUCAUUGUAUUAAUCUCUUAUUCUUUUAUUCUUUCUAAUAUCCUCAGAAUACGUUCUGCUCAAAGUCGACAAAAAGCUUUUUCUACCUGUUCCUCCCAUCUGACAGCUGUUACCAUCUUCUAUGGAACACUGAUGUUUAUGUAUUUGCAACCUAGUACUAACCAUUCUCUAGCAACAGAUAAAAUUGCUUCUGUUUUCUACACUCUGGUGAUUCCCAUGUUGAAUCCUUUGAUCUACAGUCUGAGAAAUAAGGAAGUUAAGGCUGCUCUGAAGAGAUCAAUCGAAAGAUUUGUGCUUGUUCUCAGAUGA
This is a messenger RNA of Sphaerodactylus townsendi, 957 nucleotides long. Its product is annotated as olfactory receptor 1038-like. The record is from RefSeq and is a predicted model, not a curated record. Gene Ontology annotation, cellular component: membrane. The coding region runs from base 133 to 957 and encodes 274 amino acids. The transcript has 2 exons. Gene Ontology annotation, biological process: sensory perception of smell; G protein-coupled receptor signaling pathway. Gene Ontology annotation, molecular function: odorant binding; olfactory receptor activity; G protein-coupled receptor activity. NCBI's taxonomy places the organism in Eukaryota, Metazoa, Chordata, Lepidosauria, Squamata, Sphaerodactylidae.